AUGGCGAGUGUGGAGGAGCGGCAGCACGGGCGUGGAGGGGACACACCGAGCCCAGGGCACGCCACCACGGCCCGAUCAGCUGCUAGAUUUGGACCACAACACGCAGGGGCCCGAGAACUGGCCAAUUUAUACUCCCCAGGCAAAAGAUGUCAGGAGUGGAUCAGUGUCAUCCUGUGCUUUUCUCUAAUGGCCUUCAAUUUCGUUCACCUCCUUGCUAAUUUCCACCUGAGCCAUGUCUGGUACAUUGUGUUGGGCAUAAUUGCAGGAAUCCUGACUGCGGACUUUGCCUCAGGGCUGGUUCACUGGGGAGCAGAUACAUGGGGGUCUGUGGAUCUGCCUGUUUUUGGAAAAGCGUUUAUACGACCGUUCAGAGAGCAUCACAUCGACCCCACAGCCAUCACGCGACACGACUUCAUCGAGACCAAUGGAGACAACUGUAUGCUCACGAUCAUCCCUUUAGCGAACAUGGCCUUUAACUUCCUCUGGCUCUCUCCUGCGGAGAUCUACCAUAUCUACCCGUUCUACUGCUACCUGUUUGCUUUGGGCAUAUUUGUGACGUUGACGAACCAGAUCCACAAGUGGUCACACACGUACUUUGGGCUGCCCAGCUGGGUCGUGUUUCUGCAGGACUGUCAUAUCAUCCUCCCACGAAAACACCACCGCAUCCACCACGUCACUCCGCACGAGACCUACUUCUGCAUCACAACAGGUUGGCUGAACUACCCUUUGGAGAAACUGGGAUUCUGGAGAAACCUGGAAGAUCUAAUUCAGGGAGUGACGGGAGAGAAGCCCAGAGCAGAUGACCUCAAGUGGGCUCACAAAGUCAAGUAA
Knipowitschia caucasica is the source of this 831-nucleotide messenger RNA. The record is from the annotation of a GenBank genome assembly. NCBI's taxonomy places the organism in Eukaryota, Metazoa, Chordata, Actinopteri, Gobiiformes, Gobiidae.